Aphanomyces astaci is the source of this 2358-nucleotide messenger RNA. RefSeq lists its product as hypothetical. Lineage: Eukaryota; Oomycota; Saprolegniomycetes; Saprolegniales; Verrucalvaceae. Gene Ontology annotation, cellular component: membrane. Gene Ontology annotation, molecular function: calcium ion binding. The record is from RefSeq and is a predicted model, not a curated record. The transcript has 12 exons. The coding region runs from base 49 to 1797 and encodes 582 amino acids.
CCCAUGGAACCGAAACUAGAAAGCCAGCGGUGGUAAGUCGGUCGACAGAUGCAAAACCAUGGCGCUGCUGCGUCGGCGGAGGCGCGGAAGGAGCACAUGAAGAGCAUUAAGGAGGAAAAAGCAGCGCAGGGCACUUCGACCCAUCAACGCUUGAUCAACAACUUCACGGCGAAUGCCAAGCAUAAGCUGGCCGCGAAGCGUGAAAUCCAUGACAUGGUCAACUACGUGAUCUUUCUGGCGCUGUUCUUAACCGUGGCGAUCACGUCCACCAACGGCGACGACUUGUUCAAGUUUAGUAAGCUCGUGCGAUCGCACCUGGUGGUGAAAAACUUUCAGUUGGUCAACACGUCCGUGUAUAAAUCGUACGCGGACGUGUCUAACCUCGACGAGUUUUACGAGUACUUGGUCGGGCCGUUUUGGGGGGCUAUCUACGGCAGCGACUCUUAUGACGGCGACGAGACGGUCUAUGCCGCGACAAAUGCUAGCAAUUCGUCGGUCAACUACAACCGGGGAUACAUUGGCGGCGUGGGGCGUAUUCUAGGGACGAUUCGGCUAGGCCAAGUUCGAGUGGCUGGGCAGGCGUGCGACAACCUUGCGACUCUCGGAUCAACAUGGUGCCUUCCUGAAUACUCGACGUCCACGGCGAGCACCGACAGCUUUGGAUUGGGCCACGAACUGUACGAAGCGGUGCACACCCACAUUGACGAGCCCAGUUACAUUUCCAUUACCAAUCGCGUGUACCCUGGGCCAGCGUUCACGGUGGAGAUUCCCAACGUCGAGGCGGCCGAGUGCAACGUCGUGACCAAAGCCAACUGCACCGUGUAUACCAUGCUCGAAGAACUCCGCCACAACAAGUUUUGGGACUUGGCAACUCGAGCGAUCUUUGUCGACUUUAGCGUAUACAACCCGCAUUGCAAAGCUGUAGCUGUGGUGCGGCUCUUCUUGGAGCAAACUGACGGCGGCGGCGUCAUGCCGUCCGUGUCUAUCCGCCCGUUUCUGCCGUAUGUGACGCCUCAGACGUUCCAGGACAUGUUUGCCAUCGUAUGCGAGAGCUUGUUGUACCUGGUGGUGUUCCACCAAGCAUACGUGGCGGUCCAUGGGUUGCGCACCGUGGGCUUCAAGUACUACGCGAUACGAGCCAACAUCGCCAACGACAUCAACAUUGUGUUCUUCUUUAUCGUGCUGGGGCUCAAAGUCUUGACCCACGCGAGUUUACCCACGGAAUUUCAAGACGACGUGUACGUCAACCUUCGGUCCAGCGCCAACUACGACUACUUGUCGCGCAGUGUCAACAGCCUCAACUGCUUCCUCUCGGUGCUCAAGGUGUUCAAGUACUUGUCAUUCAUUCCGACGUUCAGUAUCCUCACCGCGACCGUGUCGGGUGCCGUGGACGAGCUCAUUGGGCUAUUUGUUAUGAUUGCGAUCCUGCUUUUCGGCGGCAGCUUGGCAUUUACCAUUGCAUUUGGUAGCAUGCUUCGGCACUACAGCGUGGUGAUCAACAGCUUCUAUUCGCUCAUGGGGAUUUUCACGCUCAAAUUCGACGCCGAAGAAAUUUUUGACGGCAACCGAGUGCUCGGCCCGGUGUUUUUUGUCGUGUUUGUGUCGCUCAUCAUUUUGGUCAUCAUGGUACUGUACCUACAACAUGUAUCGAUUAUAUAUUCCUAUUCUUCGUUGUUGUGCACUGCCACCAUCAUUCUCAUUAACUAUGAGGCAUACAUACAUAGCACAUGCUCAUUGCGUGCUUUGCGAAUGCGUACUUGGAGCAAAAGGAAACGCAAUUGUUUGCCAAAGACAUGAAGCUGCAUACGCUGGGCGCGGACGUGAUGGACCACAUUUUGCAUAACAUGAUCUUUGCCACGCCGUUUCUGGGCAAGCAUGUGUUCUUGCCGUUGUACAUCUACGGCAUGAAGGCCAUGUCUGCCCAACCUCCGUCUGCCGUCCAAGCAAUGACAGCAAGUCGCGCGCAUUCAAUUCGAGAGCGGCAGUCCCACCGCUCCAUUCGCGAGAAACCAGAAAACAUGACGAAUCGGGUCUUCCCUAUCCAUGACACGCAAACGUCGAGUGUGGGGCCGCUGGACGAGGCGGCCGUCGCUGCCAAGAUCGACAACAUGCUGCGGGAGAUGACCGACGAGCGGACCGCCCUUGCCCUCGACGUCGAGCGCGUGCUCCAGCACUUGGAAGCGAGCAAAUCGACAGAGUCAGAAGUUCACGCCCAAGACCUGGGUGUGUUAUUAGCGUAUGUCCACGACCUGGAGGAGCACCUGAACUCCAAACUGCAGGCGAUUCUACAGUGAAUCAGGAGGAUAGCUAGCGUACAUAUAGAAUGAGUUGUCAUUUUGAAAGGCAUUUGCUGACAGA